Rosa chinensis is the source of this 1201-nucleotide messenger RNA. RefSeq lists its product as uncharacterized. Bases 161 to 1105 code for a protein of 314 amino acids. Gene Ontology annotation, biological process: ribosomal small subunit biogenesis. The record is from RefSeq and is a predicted model, not a curated record. NCBI's taxonomy places the organism in Eukaryota, Viridiplantae, Streptophyta, Magnoliopsida, Rosales, Rosaceae. The transcript is spliced from 5 exons.
AAAAAGAAAAAGAAGACACAUAGAACGACGCCGCUUGAGGUUACCACUUGCGCUUGGUCCCUUGCGUCCUAAACUGCCUUCAAAUUUUAUCGGACGCUUUUCCAGUGACCCAUUUCUGGAACCCAGUCACUUCUCAGUUCAGUUGUACAAGGCAAAGCAAAUGGAAUUAAGCACAGCAUGGAAUUCCAGAGCCUCUGCUAUCUCAUUUGCACCACGCAUCACUCCCAAUACUUGCAGUAGCUCUCACUUCCAACACCCUUCUCUCCCACCUCAAAGGCUUUCUUUCCCAUUUUGCCCGUACCCAUUUCGCUUUGUUCCCAGCAAGUCCCUAACACUGCAGGCUCGCAAGCGAAACUCAGAGCCUGAGCAGCAGCCACUUGUCAGCCCAACCAUUAUUGAAGAGGUUUCAGAGGAUGAUGAAGACGACGACGACGUUAUCUUGGAUGACGAGGCAUCAGUGGACGAUGAUUAUUAUGGGGAUGAGUCUGCGGCGGAUGAGGCUGAACUGUAUGAUGGAGAUGGAGGCGGAGGAGGUGGAAUUUCACUUGCGGGGACAUGGUGGGAUGAAAAGGCAUUGGGAAUAGCUGAGGAAGUUAUUCUGACCUUUGAGGGUGACUUGAAAAUAUAUGCCUUUAAAACAUUGCCAAAUUUCAACAUUCAAGUGCGCAUUGAGAAGCUUUCGAAUAAAUCUGGCUCCCCAAGUAUGGAAGACAUAGAAGCUUUUUCUAGAACCUAUAGAACAAGACUGGACGAAGCAGAGCUUGCUCGAUCAGUACCUGAGAAUUUAUGUCUUGAGGUGUCAUCUCCAGGUGUAGAAAGGGUAGUUCGGAUUCCACAAGAUUUGGAUCGGUAUAAAGAUCGACCUAUGUAUGUAAAAUAUGUAACUGAGACGGAUGCAACUGGUUCAUUGUCAGAAAGUGAUGGUGUUUUCAGGCUUGUUUCUUUCGAUAUGGAAACAAAAUGUUGCAUCUGGGGUGUAGCAGACGUGAGGAUUAAUAGAGAAAAAGCAGGAAAGGGGAGACCACUUAACAAAAAGCAGCGGGAGUGGCGAUUGAAUACAACCUUUGAUUCCUUACGUUUAGUCCGGUUGUAUUCUGAUAUUUAAUCUUUGUCUUUAAAUCAUUCUUACUUGAGAGGUAGUGAUGAUAUGAUGGAGUACAUAAAUAAUGACAAUAAAGCAGAAAAAUAUUUCAAUUUGCCA